Acaulospora morrowiae is the source of this 2700-nucleotide messenger RNA. The record is from the annotation of a GenBank genome assembly. NCBI's taxonomy places the organism in Eukaryota, Fungi, Glomeromycota, Glomeromycetes, Diversisporales, Acaulosporaceae.
AUGAAUUCCGCUCCCGCAGCCCUCGAGGACCAAUCAAAGCUUCUUGAGGAAGCGCUAAAUGUCGUUAAAGUUCAGGCUUUUCAGAUGAAAAAAUGCUUGGACAGUGGAAAACUCAUGGAUGGGCUAAAGCAUUGUUCAACGAUGCUAGCAGAAUUGCGGACCUCGGCGUUGACCCCAAAGAACUAUUAUGAACUUUACAUGGCAAUUUUUGAUGCUCUGCGACAUCUUACUAAUUUCCUAAAUGAUGCGCAUGUUUCGGGAAAGAAUCAUCUCGCGGACCUUUAUGAGUUGGUACAAUACGCUGGGAAUAUUAUCCCACGUUUGUAUCUUAUGAUUACUGUUGGAAGUGUUUACAUGUCUCAAAAGGAUGCACCGGUCAAAGAAAUUAUGAAAGAUAUGAUGGAAAUGUCUCGGGGUGUUCAACAUCCGACACGUGGUUUAUUUCUGAGGCAUUAUCUGAGUGGGAUGACAAGGGAUUCUUUACCUAUCGGAAAUGAUAAUGGCCCCCGUGGUAACUUACAAGAUUCAAUCGCAUUUAUUCUUACCAAUUUUAUUGAGAUGAAUAAAUUGUGGGUUCGUCUUCAACAUCAGGGGCACUCUAGGGAUCGGGAGAAAAGAGAAUCGGAACGAAAAGAAUUGAAGAUUUUGGUGGGAACAAAUUUGGUUCGUCUAAGCCAACUGGAAGGCGUUGACUUGGCGUUGUAUCAACAGACCAUAUUACCAGCCAUUCUAGAGCAGGUCAUCAAUUGUAAAGAUGUCAUUGCACAGGAAUAUUUGAUGGAAGUCAUCAUACAAGUAUUUCAUGACGAUUUUCAUUUACGGACACUUGGACCAUAUUUGUCCGCCACUGCUCAAUUACACUCAAAAGUUAAUAUAAAACAGAUAGUGAUUGCACUCAUCGAUCGCCUUGCCGCAUACGCUGCUCGUGAAGCAGAUUCGGAGCCACCAGAAGUGAUUAAACGACAAGAAGAAGAAGCCGCUCGACGUUUGGCCGAAAAAUUGAAAAAGCAGAGAAGAAGUGGAUACAGUGAUGACAAGGAGGAGUAUAAGAAUCAACAAAGUGACGAUGAGCAAACGACACAGGAACCAGCAGUGAGAAAGUUCCGUGGCAUCCCGGAAGAUGUUAAAUUAUUUGAAGUAUUUUGGGGUCAAAUAGUGGAUUUGGUUAAGGCGCGUCCCGAUUUAUCAAUUCAGGAUAUCACCGCCUUACUAGUAUCAUUGGUUAACCUGUCAUUAAGUUGCUAUCCUGAUAAGAUAGAAUAUGUCGAUCAAGUUCUUGAAUUUGCUCAUCAAAAAGUUUUGGAUUUCCAUAGCAGUCCUGACCUACAUAGCUCCGCCUCUACCUCCAAUUUACUCAACCUCCUCUUGGCUCCAAUUAACUCUUACCUCACAGUACUUACAAUUCUUGCCUUACCUAAUUAUGCUUCACUUAUUUCCCUUCAACCGUUCCCAACACGUCGUACCGUUGCGCGCGCCAUUGUUUCCUCAAUCCUUAAGAAAGAAACACUCAUUGAGACUCCUGAAGAGGUUAACGGUAUCUUAGACCUGUGUAAUGUUCUCAUUCGAGAUCAAAAAGAUGCGACACUCGCAAGUCCAUUUAGUGGGCUAACUAGCGGAAGGAGCACAAGAUCAGGCGGAACUUCACAAAUGAUGGAUCCAGAAGAAUUUGCCGAAGAACAAGGAUGGCUUGCAAGAAUUAUUCAUCUGUUUAGAAGUGAUGAUCCAGAAAAUCAAUUCAUGCUUCUUUCUACGGCUCGCAAACAAUUUGUUGAAGGUGGAGAAAGAAUAAGAUACACAUUCCCGCCCCUUGUAAUUUCGGCAUUUAAGUUAGCAAGAGUUUAUCAAAAACUCGAAGAACAUGACGAUAGCUGGGAAAAGAAGAUUUCCAGGCUUUUCCGGUUCAUUCACCAAGUUAUUUCUAUGCUUUAUAAUAAAGUUGAAUGUUCCGAUAUAUGUUUGCGAUUGUUUCUGCUCGCGGGGCAAAGUGCCAACGAGUGUGGGUUCGAAGAAAUGUGUUACGAAUUCUUUGUACAGGCAUUCACCAUUUACGAAGAGUCUAUCUCCGAGUCUCGUGCACAAUUUCAAGCUGUUACCCUUAUCAUAGGCACCUUACAAACUACUCAUGUGUUUGGUCCUGAAAAUUACGACACGUUGAUCACCAAGUGUGCUUUACACGGUAGUAAAUUGCUCAAAAAGCCGGAUCAAUGUCGUGCUGUUUAUCUUUCCAGCCACUUGUGGUGGGCUACCGAAACCGAAGGAGGAAUACACAAGUCAGGAGAGGAGCUUUAUCGUGAUGGUAAACGAGUACUCGAGUGCUUGCAAAAAGCUCUCAAAAUAGCAGACUCUUGUAUGGAUUCUGUGACGAAUGUGGAACUGUUUAUAGAAAUCUUAAAUCGAUACAUAUAUUACUUUGAAAAGAAGAACGAAGCCGUCACUGUUAAAUAUCUUAAUGGUUUAAUUGACCUUAUCAACACCAACCUUAUAAAUAUGGACAACCCCGAUCAACAUCCCCCAACAUCUGCUUCGUCGACUCUUGUAGAACCAGAAGGUGAACUUUCAGAAUUCGUAGUCCGACAGUUUAAAUCCACAUUGUUUCAUCUUCAUGCACGUAAAGAAGCCGUGCUUUCAGCUAGAGCGCAGGGCGAAUCCAACCUGCAAAGAUACGACGAGAUCGACAUAAACAUCUCAUCUGAAAGAUAA